Molecule: messenger RNA, 651 nt
Organism: Lasiodiplodia theobromae
Lineage: Eukaryota; Fungi; Ascomycota; Dothideomycetes; Botryosphaeriales; Botryosphaeriaceae
Product: Calcium-independent phospholipase a2-gamma
Exons: 2
Coding region: 1-651 (216 amino acids)
Source: RefSeq, a predicted model, not a curated record
AUGAUCAAGAAAGCACCUAUCUCCACAAAGAUGGCUUCUGGUCCUUACAUGUGCAAGACUUUCUUGAACCCUAAUGCAGGGAGCAGAAUAGAUCUCGAAACCUGCAAUUCAAAGGACUGGCUGGAAGAGGAGAUCACUAACGCAGCCUACGACGUGCUCAACGCACCAAAGAGAACUUCUUUGAAAAGGAAAACUAACCUAUUCAAAUCAGCAUUCGUGAUGAGCAUCAGCCGGGUGUCUCCGAAGGAAGAGGAGGUGUACACCCUUGGAAAGAUCUGCAAGAAAAACAUCCCCAGCUUCAUGGACUCCGAUGCUUCUUUGAGCCCCCGAGAGGACAUCCUCUCCCUGCUGGAAGAGAAGCAAUCAACCGAUGAAAAGGCCGGAUCGUUACUCAGGCAAAUCAAGAAAUGCGCAGAGUAUCUGGUGGAGAAGCGACAGCGGCGGGCGCAGACGGCAAACUGGGAGCGGUUCGCGUUGGGCACUGACUACCGGUGCGGGUACUGUGCAGCGAAGGGCCGGGAGAAGACGUACGACCAGUACUUGCUCAUCGAGCAUCUCCAGAAAGAGCAUCGGGCGCCGCCGUCAGACGACGAUCGCUUUGAUACUUAUUGCGAGAUCUUGAGGCAUUUCCGAACAGAAGCUGUGGCUUAG